UGCCCUGGCCAAGAACGGACGACUUGACGAGGGAUCUGAACGGAGGACGGAGAGUUGCCGCCGCGACCAGCGAGCGUCUGACAUCACUGAACAGCUUCGCUUUCGGAAACUUUAUCUCUUUCGUUCUGUCAGAAGAACAUGCUUUGGAAGAGCAGAACAAUUUACCAUCCUCCCUACAUCUUGUCAUUGUUCCUUUGUUCUGGGAGAACGACAUGAAUUUUGCGGCAUCACUAUUAAGAAGAUUGAAUGUUAAGGAACUUGUUACAAAAGCUCCUGUAUGCAAAAUUGCUAGUGAUGUUUCUGGAGAAGGAUUGAGCCGAGUGUUUAGACGUUGGGCUACCAAAAAAACGGCAGGAUCGACAAAGAAUGGACAGGACUCCAAGCCCAAGAAUCUCGGAGCAAAGAAAUUUGGUGGGGAGAGAGUGAUACCUGGAAACAUCAUUGUUCGGCAGCGUGGAACACGAUUUCAUCCAGGAAACUAUGUUGGGAUAGGGAAAGAUCAUACCCUCUUUGCUUUGAAAGAAGGGUGGGUGACGUUUGAACGAAACAAACUGACUGGUCGCAAGUUGGUGCAUGUUGAGCCGAAGGAAGGUCAUGUUCUUCAUCCUGUGUAUGCUAAUGCUGCAUAAUCUGAACUAAAAGUAAGUGCCUAGCUUGAUCUCUGUUUUUCAUGGAACACCUUGUUGAAUAGCCUGAUUGUGAAUCUGAAGAAGCAUUCUUUAUUACUGGAAAAAAGUUUGGAAGAGAGAUUCCAUUCUAGAUGUGGCAAUAUGAUUUUGUACCUCAACCUGAUGAACAUUUGCUAUAAUUCUUGAUGUUCAUUCGCUAUUGUUAAGUUGUUCAGUGAUGCCCCCACUGAUAGAGGAUAAUCAUUUCAUUUCUGUACUGUCUUUAGAAAUGUUUCGUCAUUUUAGUGGCCUUUAGAUUAUUGUGGUUCAUCCAGCCUAUAUGAUUUUCAGACCAGCUUGAACGAUAAUCCAAUUGGAAUCUGA
Messenger RNA from Prosopis cineraria, 992 nucleotides. RefSeq lists its product as uncharacterized. Lineage: Eukaryota; Viridiplantae; Streptophyta; Magnoliopsida; Fabales; Fabaceae. The coding region runs from base 213 to 629 and encodes 138 amino acids. Gene Ontology annotation, cellular component: ribosome. Gene Ontology annotation, molecular function: structural constituent of ribosome. The transcript is spliced from 5 exons. The record is from RefSeq and is a predicted model, not a curated record. Gene Ontology annotation, biological process: translation.